AUGGAUUCCUCGUGCCGUGGCGCCUCCCUUUGUCUGCUCGUGUCGCUCCUGCUCCUCUCCCUCAGCGUCUUGCGGAUCCACGCGCGCUACGGCCCCGAGGUCGGAGCAUCCGGGGGGCGCCAGAACGAUCCAUCAGCCGGCAGCGGCGGCGGAGGGGCGGCCAACACGGGGAGCGACGUUACGGAGUCGAUUGCGGAGUGGCGGCGGCGAUCAGCGGAAGCGGGCGCGCACUUCUUCCCCCUGCAGCGCGCGGAAGUCGCCCCCAGCAGGGACGAGCUGCACCGGCGGAUCCUCGGCCCCUCCGGCGUAGGCGGCGGCUUGAAGAACAAAGGAACUUCACCCAAGUCAUCGCAGAAGAAAGGGUUUCCGCUGCCGCUGCUGGACUAUGACAGCACGCUGCUCUCCACGGCUAACGGCACCCUGGGCAACACCCUGGUCAACUACAGCACCUACCUCGACGACAACCAGAUCCGCCUCCCCGUGUAUCCGUACUACGUGACGCUCAAGCUGGGGUCGCAGAAGCAGCAGUUCAGCAUGGCUCUCAACCUGGCCUCGCCCUUUACCUUCGUGCCCUGCGACUGCCUGCACUGCGGCACCUCUCGCAUGGGGACCACGACAAGCAAGCCCUUCAGCACGCUCACCUCCACAACGCUUGAGUACAUCUCCUGCGCCGACCAGCGCUGCCAGGGGGGCAGCAAGGACGGAAGUGGUUACUACGGCUGCAACACGGAUGGGCUCUCCAACUACCUCAACGUCACGGGCUACCUGCCUGGCGACGACGCACUCUGUGUUUUUGAUGCAUACGCAGAGCCCUACGACUACUACGAAGCUGACUAUGAGUCAGGAUGGUACUCUGAGUCGGUAGGGCAUGUGGUGCAGGACACUGUCUACCUCACUGCACCUGAUGGUACCGAAGCCAACCGAUCCAUGAUUCUAGGCUGUGGAGUGAACCAGACGGGCCAGUGGGGCAUGCAAGGGUGGCAGUACGGCUCGUGGGCAGCAGGAGGCGUGCUGGGGCUGGGGUGGGAUAGUCCUUUUCUUGAACAGCUCACCUCAAGCACUAGCGCCUUCGCUGUGUGUUUGGAGCAGCCCAUCCUGACGAACAAGACGGGGUGGGAUGGCAAGGUGCCGCUGCAGACAGGCAGCAGCCAUCUCACCAUCGGAGCCACCGGCCUCCCUGCCGGCGCCAGCUACGCCUCCUUGCUGUACCCGACCGGCAUGCAGUACAGCCACAUCACACUCACCACGGCCAAGCGUGCACUCAACAUCACAGACGACCCAUCCAAUGUAGACGGGGACUCAUCCUUCCUGCCUCCAGGGGCCGCUGAGGAUACCACGCCGGGCUUCUUCUUCAUGCCCGAGUCCUUCGUGCAUCUCCUGCGCUACCCUCUCUUUCUCAGCCUCUUCUACGCUCUCCAAGACCUGACAGGGCAAACAUUCGAUAUCAAUGUCAACAAUAGUCAUAUGUUUCGGCUUUUGUGCUUCGCCAACAAGAACAAGGCGGUGGAUCCUUUCACAGCCUUCCCCACCAUCGACAUUGCUUUCCUCUCUCCAGACAACACCAUCUCCCACUUCUAUCUCAAGCCGCGCGAGUACCUCGCCCAGGUUUCGGCAUCUGAAUACUGUGUUUUGGUCACCUACAUGCUCUCGCAGGCAAAGUACGCUAGUUACAUUGGAGAGCCGGGGCUGUUCAACAAGUACCUCUUUCUCGACUACACCAACGGGACUGCAGGGUGGAUUGACGCUCCUAACUGUGGAGCUGAGCCCCUGCUGCCGCCACCCUCCCCUCCUCCACCAUCACCUCCCUCGCCUGUUUCCAAAAGGGCCACUCGCCCUCUCUCACCCGUGGCAGCAGCACUCACAGCUGCCCUUGCCCUUGCCACCUCCGCCACCCUGCUUGCUCUCACUCUCCUGUAG
Molecule: messenger RNA, 1917 nt
Organism: Closterium sp. Naga37s-1
Lineage: Eukaryota; Viridiplantae; Streptophyta; Zygnematophyceae; Desmidiales; Closteriaceae
Source: the annotation of a GenBank genome assembly